Messenger RNA from Arvicola amphibius (Eurasian water vole), 2389 nucleotides. RefSeq names its product erythrocyte membrane protein band 4.1 like 4A (gene Epb41l4a). NCBI's taxonomy places the organism in Eukaryota, Metazoa, Chordata, Mammalia, Rodentia, Cricetidae. The transcript has 23 exons. Bases 1 to 2061 code for a protein of 686 amino acids. Gene Ontology annotation, cellular component: cytoskeleton. The record is from RefSeq and is a predicted model, not a curated record. Gene Ontology annotation, molecular function: cytoskeletal protein binding.
AUGGGCUGUUUCUGCGCCGUUCCGGAAGAAUUUUAUUGCGAAGUUUUGCUCCUGGACGAGUCCAAGCUCACCCUUACCACCCAGCAGCAGGGCAUCAAGAAGUCUACAAAAGGUUCCGUUGUCCUUGACCAUGUUUUCCGGCACAUAAACCUCGUGGAGAUAGAUUAUUUUGGGCUGCGAUACUGUGACAGAAGCCAUCAGACAUAUUGGCUGGACCCAGCAAAGACUCUUGCGGAACACAAGGAGCUAAUCAACACUGGACCUCCAUAUACUUUGUACUUUGGUAUUAAAUUCUAUGCAGAAGAUCCAUGUAAACUAAAAGAAGAAAUAACCAGAUAUCAGUUUUUCUUACAGGUGAAGCAAGAUGCCCUUCAGGGCCGGCUGCCCUGCCCUGUCAAUAUUGCUGCCCAACUCGGAGCAUAUGCCAUCCAGGCUGAACUUGGAGAUCAUGACCCCUAUAAGCACACUGCAGGGUAUGUGUCGGAGUACCGCUUUGUUCCUGACCAGAAGGAGGAGCUGGAAGAAGCCAUCGAACGGAUUCACAAGACUCUAAUGGGUCAGGCUCCUCCUGAAGCCGAGCUGAAUUACCUGAGGACUGCCAAAUCCCUGGAGAUGUAUGGUGUUGACCUCCACCCUGUCUACGGAGAAAACAAGUCUGAGUAUUUCUUAGGAUUAACUCCAGUGGGUGUUGUUGUCUAUAAGAAUAAAAAGCAAGUAGGAAAGUAUUUCUGGCCCCGGAUUACAAAGGUGCACUUCAAGGAGACCCAGUUUGAACUCAGAGUCCUGGGGAAAGAUUGUAAUGAAACCUCAUUCUUUUUCGAAGCUCGAAGCAAAACUGCCUGCAAACACCUCUGGAAGUGCAGUGUGGAGCAUCAUACAUUUUUUAGAAUGCCAGAAACAGAGUCGAAUUCACUGUCAAGAAAACUCAGCAAAUUCGGGUCCCUAAGUUCUAAGCAUCGGCCCAGUGGCAGGACAGCUCUGCAAAUGAGCCGAGAUCUUUCUAUCCAACUUCCCCGGCCCAAUCAGACCGUGGUGAGAAGCCGAAGUAAGACUUACCCCAAGAGGGUCGCGCAAACACAGCCAGCUGGAUCAAACAACGUAAACCGGGUCAUCGCAAGCACGGAAAAUGGGGAGAGUGAAGGAACAACUAAAAUUAUCGCACCUUCACCAGUGAAAAGUUUUAAGAAAGCAAAGAAUGAAAACAGCCCUGAUACCCAAAGAAGCAAAUCUCAUGCACCAUGGGAAGAAAAUGGACCCCAGAGCGGGCUCUACAACUCGCCCAGUGACCGCACCAAGUCACCAAAGUUCCCCUGCACCCGCCAACGCAACCUGUCCUGCGGCAGUGACAACGAGUCUGCGCAACCCAUGCGGCGAAGGAAAGCUCAUAACAGCGGCGAAGACUCAGAUCUGAAGCAGAGGAGGAGGUCCCGCUCACGCUGUAACACAAGCAGUGGUAGUGAGUCAGAAAAUUCUAACCGAGAACACCGGAAAAAGAGAAACAGAAUACGGCAGGAGAAUGACAUGGUUGAUUCAGCGCCUCAGUGGGAAGCCGUAUUAAGGCGACAGAAGGAAAAAACCCAAGUGGAUCCUAACAGCAGGCGCUCCAGACACAGAUCUCGCUCAAGAAGUCCUGAUAUCCAAGCAAAGGAAGAGCUGUGGAAGCACAUCCAGAAGGAACUCGUGGACCCGUCUGGGCUGUCGGAAGAGCAGCUGAAGGAGAUCCCGUACACUAAAGUAGAGACUCAGGGGGACCCAGUCCGCAUCAGGCACUCACAUUCUCCGCGGAGCUACCGGCAGUACCGCAGGUCGCAGUGUUCAGACGGAGAGCGGUCGGUUCUCUCGGAAGUGAACUCGAAAACAGACCUUGUGCCACCACUUCCAGUGACCCGGUCCUCAGACGCUCAGGGGUCUGGUGGCUCUACAGUGCAUCAGAGAAGAAAUGGCUCUAAAGACAGCCUGAUUGAAGAAAAAUCUCAGCUAUCUACAGUCAACCUGGCUGGAAAGCAUACAGCAAAAACAAUAAAAACUGUCCAGGCUGCCCGUCUCAAGACAGAGACUUGACCUGGUUAAGGGGCAAAGGGUGGGGAUGGAAAUCCUGUGCCACUGGCACUUCUGAAACUGUGAAUCAGAGAACUGUCCACAUACAGUGGGCAUGUCUUUAGCGAAAGAAAAUGAGUAUCUAAGGGUUUGUGCACAGCCUUCUUGUGCUGUGGAGCUUUUCGACUGGAAGGACACUAUCUCUAUCAGCUCACUGGAUGCCAGUCUUCCCUGGAAACCAGCCAACUCUCUCUUCACCACAGCCAGGACCUCCACUUCUCAUGAAGCCUUUGGAUUCCUGGUCUGCAGACUGUUGUGACUUUUAGUCCCAUAAAGCUGUUUGUAUUAUUGU